This is a messenger RNA of Trypanosoma conorhini, 3381 nucleotides long. RefSeq lists its product as uncharacterized. The record is from RefSeq and is a predicted model, not a curated record. The transcript has a single exon. Lineage: Eukaryota; Euglenozoa; Kinetoplastea; Trypanosomatida; Trypanosomatidae. The coding region runs from base 1 to 3381 and encodes 1126 amino acids.
AUGUCAUUUUUCGACGGAGUCUUGGAAGCGUGCACGGACACUCUGGGGUCCUACCUGCAGCUUGUCCAACCGGACGUAAAAUGGACGAUCGCGUACGUAAUAUUUUUCCUGUGGAUGUAUUUGUUCCAUGCGCCGUUUCGUGUUCACAGCAACUGCCGGACGGACUGGUACGCGCAGCUCACGAAGGUGCUCCAGGCGUGGUUUGGCAUCGUUGUGCUUGUCUUCCACGUUGGUCCGCUUUUUCUCUUCUCCAGGCGGCCGUCAGUUCCGUCGUUGGGCGUGGGCGAUGAGGCCACGGAGGCCACUGUUUUCUUCCCCACAUUCUGCGCGACGACGCUCAUCGUCCUGUACGUCCACAAGAAGAAGCGUGAUUGGGGGUUGAGCCUGACGUACGGGUCGACCGUCACGAUCGUUCUUCUGAACGCGCUGCUGCUCUCGUUCUUUUCCACCGUGCACUACGCGUACUGCAUGCAGCUACAAGAGCAUGACCGCCAAGCGUGGCUUAUGCGCGUGGUGGAUCUGGCCUGCCCCGCGUCGGCGAAGCAGGCUCCCUUCCUGACCUUGUCGCUGCUGAGCAUGUUGAAUGUCCUUUUUAUAGUGCUGGACUACCAGUACAAGAGACUGCGCGGGUUUGACCCUGUGCGGGGGCUGCUGUGGAGCGAGGCGUUUGAUACGCGAGAGGACGGGGCUGGGGCGUCUCUGGCGCUGGAGCCCGGCGUGGACUGGCGGAGGUCGCAGCCGCGUCCUCGCCGUGUGACGGCGCGGGGGGGCGCGACGGGCGUGGGUCCCACGGAGGCCCGCGGCCGGAGCUUCGCCGCGACCCCGAAGGAGGUGCAGUCGCUGCUGGCCAGCGUCCACCCCGUGAACCGGCCCGGCAUGGUGCCGUGGUUCUCGACUUUUAUUGCGGGCACGGCGGCGCAGGCGGCGCUGGGCGCGGUGCUGAAUUUCUUGACGUUUGACCAGCGCGGCCUGGAGCUGCACGCCGCCCCCAAAGUCUUCCACCUUUCCUUCGAGCACCGAGGUGGCGCGGCAUCGAACCCGACGAGCGACGCGAGCUCCUCGCGGUCCGUCUUCGGCGCCGCCGCGGGCGAGGCGAAGCGUGCGGGGCCCCUCGCCGAAGAGGAGGUCGGCGUGUGGUUUGACUUCGUUGGGGACGUUGGCGACGGCUUCAACUCGACGUAUGAGAUGGCCCGGCUGAUGGCGCAGCCGGCGCUGCUGCUGCCCACAACGGCGGGUGCGAAGAACUCGCGGAGGCGGGAAGGACACCGGCGCACCACGCUGGCGCCGUUUUCCAGGCGGACCCGCGCCACGCCUUCGUUGUCCCCGCCGCCGCCGUUUUCGCGCCGUACAUCGGUGCCGGAAGCCGGCACCAAGGCGGCGGCGGACCGAUUGUCGCUCACGCUGGACGACUACAGGCCGAGCAACUCACACUACCUCCCGCGUGCGUCUUUCGUGCUCAUCGGCGGGGACUUGGCGUACCCGAACCCCACGGACGAGACGUAUGGAACGCGGCUGCGGGGGCCCUACGAGGAUGCACUCGGGGGGAACGCCGAACUGCGCAGGCUGGUGAAGCAGCGGUACAGUGAGGUGGUGGUGCCCAGCGCGGCAAACGGUGACGAGGCACACGUGAGCAUGCUGCCCGCGCCAAGGGUGGAUGCGAUGGUCCGCCGCGGCGGCUUGGUGGGCGGCGGCUACAGCGACGAAGAUGUGCUGCGCAGUGUGCCGCUUCUUUUCGCCAUUCCGGGCAACCACGACUGGCUUGACGGCCUCGUGACGUUCAAAAAGUACAUUGUAGCGGAGAAGUGGCUUGGGGGAUGGCUGAUGCCGCAGCGGAGCUCCUUCUUUAUUUUGACGCUCCCACACAACUGGUAUGUUUUCUGUGGGGACACCGGGAGCAUCGCUGACAUCGACUGCGAGCAGCGCAAUUACUUCUUGAAGUUCAUUGAGGUGAACCUCAACGACGAGGCGUGCGCCAUCGUGACUUGCCACGAGCCCGCGUGGGUAUAUGAAGCCAUGGAAGGCACCCGCACCUCGCCGAUGCAGCCGCAAUUGAACAGGGUGAUCGAGGCCCUCGGGACACGGCUGCGGCUGCGGCUGUGCGGGGACAUUCACCACUACACACGGCACACGCCUGCCGACGCUCUCUCCGAUGCCCCGACGCUUGUUGUGAGUGGCGGUGGUGGUGCCUUUCUGCACGGCAUGCGCAAUGCGCUUGUCGUGACCCAGGGAACCGAGUACAGGCGGUCAUCGGCGUUUCCGUCACGGAACGUGCUGACGUCGAUUCUCGCUCGUCUUGUUGGUUUUCGCCUCAUCAACUGGAAGUUUGACGUCAUCGCGGGGUUUCUGAGCUUCGGUCUCAUCGUGUCUGCCCUUCCGCUGACGAUGCAGGACGAACGCAUGCGGGAGGUCACGGGGCUUCCACAGUACGCUGCGUGCGUUGUUAGCCUCACGCUCGAUCUGACCCUCUUCACGUUUGAGAAGGCGGUUGUGUCGUUGAUUAUUCUCACGUUCGUUUUCGCAGUCUUUUUCUCCGGUGGGGCGGAGCAGAGGGGCGCAGUAUUUCGUCUCUUCUACGCUUCGUACUGGACGCUGCUUGUGGUGCUCUGCUCCACGGGCGUGCUGGCCGUGGUGCACACCACGCUUAUGUACAUGACAAACCGCCACAUGCUCCUGUCGACGCGGGGGCACUGGGGCAGUAUGAUGGAGGUUCAGGUGCGCAGUGCCGCUGACACCGCGCUGGUUCGCACGCGGGAGGUGCUUGGGGAGGACCACGUGGUUGCCGCUGCGCUCGGGAGGAUGCAGCUCGCGGCGCACGGCAGCUGGCUUGUUGAGGGCGGCUGUAUUUUGCUGCGCGGCUUGGAUGUCAUGGAGAAUCUGGCGUAUCUAUCGCAUCAAGUCAGUAUGAACGUGACGGGCACCUUUUCUUCGUCGACUGACCGUCUGCACAUAUUCCUGUACUACCUUCAUCUCCUCCUGAUUUACUGGCUGCUGGCGACCCCUCUCAUCUCGUUUGUAGUUGGGUUGUUUCUGUUUGUGUCGGUCCAGUUCUUUGGGUUCAUGUACGAUGCGGCGUAUUCCUCCUUUCAGAUAGAGGAUUACAAGCACUUCAUCCGCUUCAGCAUCGACCGGCGAAGACGGCUGCACGGUUACGUUGUGGCGGAGAGGCGCGUGCCGAAGGUGUGGAGGCGUGACGCACGGCAUGUUGCCGAGUUCCUGAGCCCGGAGAAGGGGCGCCUCCCGCCGCAUUUGCGCGAGAGGCCGAGUCGGUGGCAACCGGUGCAGUCGGACGGGAACGAGUCGGUGGCCGAAGUGCUGGAGCACUUCGUGGUGAAGCCGCACCGGCUGUCCGGCCAGCCCUCCGCAGCCAAUGACGCGGAGUAG